GUCACCCGAGUGUGUGUUUGAAGAGGGAGAAUAAAGGGUCAGCAGAGCAGACCGAUCGUACGUCAGCAGAAACGGAUAAACAAGAGAAGGAGCUGGCCCGCUCAUGUUAUGCAACGUCCAGCGGAAAGUCACACUUGGUGAAAGUCACACAAAACGCUGAACCAAGCAUUUCUCAUCAUCGCCUGCUGGCCCUGUAAGAGUCGGAAAGGAUGUUGAUGAUGAUGAUGAUGAAGAUGAGGAAGGGGUCCAAGUCGCUGGCUGUGGUGGCUCUUUUUCUGGCCUGCGCCACCUGCAUAGUCCCCCCCACCAGUGAACAUUUGAAACAGAUCUCCCAGGAGGGAGAGAAAUACUUGAAUGUACAGAUUGAGAAUGCCAUCAGUGGAGUCAAAGAAAUGAAGAAUAUGAUGCAGAAAUCUUCACAGGAUCACAAAAAGGUUUUGGAUGAGUUGGAGAAAACCAAACAGAAGAAAGAGGAGGCCAUGUUGGCCGCUCAGGAGAUGGAGACCAAGCUCCAGGAGCAGGAGGAGGUCUGUAAUGAGACCAUGAAGGCCCUGUGGGAGGAAUGUAAGCCAUGUCUGAAGAAAACCUGCGUCAAGUACUACUCCCGCACGUGUAGCAGUGGGUCUGGGAUGGUGGGCCGCCAGUUGGAAGACUUGCUGAACCGAACGUCUCCCUUCUCGAUUUGGAUCAACGGGGAGAGGAUGGACACGCUGGAGCAGGAAGGCCAACGUCAGAACAAAGAGUUCAGGGAGUUGCAAGACAAAUACUCGGAGAUGGCCGACGGAGUGGACGGCAUUUUUUCGGACAGUAUGAAGGUGGCUGAUCACGUGCAGUACAACCCGCCGCUCUUCGCCCUACCCAAUUUCUUCCCAUCUCGCUGGCGUCGAAGCAUCCACUCGCUCUUCCACCAGCCCUUCCCCAGCUUCCAGGGUUUGUUCUCCAACAUGAUGGGCAUCGGCAGGAGGAACCCCUUCGGCUCCUUUGGUUCCAUGAUGGACUUUGACACGGACGCCCCGACUAACGAGGACGGCAGCGUGAACGAGGACGUGGUCAUCACCAAACCUUACGGAGACGGCAGCAUAACCUGCAGGGAGAUUCGCCGCAACUCGGCCGGCUGCCUCAAAUUCCGCGACGAGUGUCAGAAGUGCAAAGAGAUUGAACACGUCGAUUGUUCCGGGAAGAAACCUCUGGAAGGUCCCCUGAAGGAAGAAUUGGAGAGAGCUCUGGCCAUCGCCGAGCGCUUCACUCGGCACUACAACGCUCUCCUGAAGCGCUUCGAGGAGCACAUGUUCAACACGUCCGCCGUCAUGGACCUGCUCAACAGGCAGUUUGGAUGGGUGUCGUCUCUGGCGAACCACACCGACUCCAAGGAUGACUUCUUCAAAGUCGAGACGGUGGUCACCGGGGAUCCAGUGGAGAGAUCCGGUGAGGACGCCGAGCAGCCCGACACCAAGGUGUCCGUCAAACUCUUCAAAUCGCCACCCAUGGACUUGAACGUCCCGGGCGACAUCCCCUGGAACGACCCCAAGUUCCCAGAGGUGGUGGCCCAGGAGGCGUUGGACCGCUACAAGGAUAUCACUGUCGUUGCCAAAUAGAGGAUUUGUGCACAUCCCGCUUGAUCCACCCCUGCAGCGACUCACUGAAUUCCGCCGCAACACCUCCCAAGUCCUGCUUCUGAAAAGCGACCGUUUAACCCUCAUCAGGUGUAUUGACAUCUCCUUGUCCUGCUGGAAGAGAAUAUAGUUAGUAGAUGACAGUUGUCCGGAAAGGCCCUUUCUGUGUUCGCGCUGACAGCAACCAUAAACCUGCCCUGACUUGAUUUCAAGAGUUGAUCUUGUGGUUUGUUCUCAACGCCUGCAGAUGAAACGGACUCUUUAGCGCGUACGAAAAUAAAGACUGGUGUCACAGAUUUCAAAGCAAUUAUUAA
Messenger RNA from Hippocampus zosterae (dwarf seahorse), 1927 nucleotides. RefSeq names its product clusterin (gene clu). Lineage: Eukaryota; Metazoa; Chordata; Actinopteri; Syngnathiformes; Syngnathidae. The transcript has 10 exons. The record is from RefSeq and is a predicted model, not a curated record. The coding region runs from base 210 to 1595 and encodes 461 amino acids.